Molecule: messenger RNA, 2263 nt
Organism: Amphiprion ocellaris (clown anemonefish)
Lineage: Eukaryota; Metazoa; Chordata; Actinopteri; Pomacentridae
Gene: pheta2
Product: PH domain containing endocytic trafficking adaptor 2
Exons: 4
Coding region: 295-1086 (263 amino acids)
Biological process (GO): retrograde transport, endosome to Golgi; receptor recycling; endosome organization
Cellular component (GO): trans-Golgi network; early endosome; recycling endosome
Source: RefSeq, a predicted model, not a curated record
UGUGUCAGGAUUUUGUUACCAGGAAGUGGGCCGAGUUAUUUAUAUUUCAACACCCGUCCUCUUGUACCCGAGGGACAACCAGUGGUAGUAACCUGAAACUAUAUAUUCAAGCGUUGUCUGGUUCUUGACGAUACAAACUGAUGGAGAACAAUUGGCUUCACGCUUAGGAACAACGAGAAUCCAAAGAAAAUUUCUGUAAAUGUAAAUAAUGUAAAGACUGUGUGGAGGAUAAAGUGACCCUGUGAGGGACUCAGCAGUGGAAGAGUAUAAAUACCUUCCAAAUGCUGCGUUGGGAUGAAGCUCCAUGAGAAGAUUUUGACCCAUUACCUAUCAUGCACCUCUCCAGUCGAUAAAGAGGGAUAUCUUUAUAAAAAGAAAGAGCGAAAUGCCACCUACCAGCGGCGGUGGUUCGUCCUGAAGGCCAACCUGCUGUUCUACCAGGAGCGUCCAGCUGACCGACACCUGCUGGGUGUCAUUGUGUUGGAGCGAUGUGCAGUUCGCAGGGCAGAGUCCGAUGCACAGUUCGCCUUUUCCCUGGUGUUCGGUCCUGGACUCAAAACCUACAGGUUUGCAGCAGUGGAUCGACAGACACAGGAGAGCUGGGUGAAGGCUUUGCUGUCGGCCAGCCACUGUUACCUCUCCCUGCUGGUGAGAGACCUGGGGAGGCAGUAUGAAGAAGCUAAACAGCAGCAAGGCUCCGGUGAAUCCCGUUCCUCCGUCACUGCCCUCAAACCGUCCACAUACAGUUUCCUAUUCACUGCACAGGGACCAACAACAGCAGCGGUGGUCAGGGAGGGAAGGAGCCACAGCGCCAGCACUGUUUUGCAAGCAUCUUCAAUACCAACCAAAGUGGUAGCUAAAAAGUCUCCCAAACUGUGGCCCAGAAGAAAUGCUUACGUCACACCGCUGAAUGGACCAGCACCUCUGUACGGGGAAUGGCCUUUGGUGGGUUUUGACCCGCUUGAGGACUUCCGCAAACUUCACGAUUAUUAUGGCCAAGAAGUGAAGAAAGCACGAGAGGAAUGGCUGAGAAGUCGGCAAGCAGAGGAGGAACGCAGCGAUGAAGAUCUCAUUGACCUGGGGUGAAAAAAAAAGAGAUUUGUGAAGAGGAACUGAGAAGAAGCGAUUCAUGUGUGUCAAACAGGAACUGAACCUGAAGUGUUUUGCUGUAUUUAUAGAGUCUGAGGCCCAGACAGCUGUUUAUGUGCUGAAAGUUAACCUGUUUCACAUGGCCAGCUUGAAAACUUUCAGAUUUAGGGCAGAUGCUGUUGGUGUCUGCACAUCUGCACUUUUAGGUCUUUUCCUUGCAUUCUGACAUGUCAUAGUGAAAGCACAGGUUAACAGGAUUAACCUCUGCUAUUCAAGUGUCCCAGGAAGCCAAGAGAGUCAACAUGGACAACACAAAAAUGCUGAAAAUGGAAUUCAGUCAUCAUUCAUUUCAUAAUUUAAAGGUGUAAUCUGCAAUUAUAGAGAAGGAUUGUUGAUAUUUAGCCAGUUAGUGUAUUUAGAUAGUAGCAUGUGCCAGAUUUACCGUCCCGUAUCCCACUUUCUCCCUGAACAUUUAAGCUCGUGCACAGGAUAAACUGGGAAAGUGACCACAUUGUUUUCAGCUAGAAGACCAUGAUGAGAUACUCAUUGAAUUUGACAAAAAAGUAUUAUAAAGUGUGUGAGAGAAAAAAUCUCUCCAAACCAAGACACUCCUUAGAUCAAAAUAUCUUUAUUAUACAGACAUGUCCUGGCUGGACUGUUAAAAAGAUGCUGUGCUCCUGCCUGACUGUAUAUAUAGACAUAAAUUCCUCAGUUCACUGGCACUGAGCCCAGAAGAGGACAUGAGAUGCUAUGCGUGGGCAUCUUUAUUUCCAGCCCCGCACUAGGACAUGUCAAAAAUAAUAAAGACAUUUCAAUGUAAGGAGUACCUCGGUUUGGAGAUGUUUUUCUCUCUUGAUGCCAAAGAGCACUGACCAAAAUAAAAAAAUAUGAAUUAAGACUUUCUACAGACAGAGCACACCUGUAAUUGUAUAUUUUAUUAUAAUUGCAGACUCUACCGUAAAAAUCUCAUUCCUUGUUUUUCUAUAUGUUCUUCUUGCUAAUUGGAACCUGUACACUUGCUGCUAGAUGUGUUUCCUGAGCAGAUAAUCUUUCAUAAGUGGUGCAAUUUACACUUUCCUCCAUAGCAUAAAAAUGCUUUAUGACGCAGUAUUAAGCAAAGAGUAUUAUAUAUUUUUCAUUGCAUGCAAAAAUAAAAUUGAUAUGUUGAUUUAAA